CCUACCCUAGCAUUGCAAACCACAAUGAAGAACCAGGACAAAAAGAAUGCGGCUGCCAAGCAAUCAGGCAACACUUCCAACCCAAAAAACCAUCCAGGGCAGCCGGAAGCCGGACCAGAGGGAGCCCAGGGGCGACCCAGACAGACGGCUCCUGCAACCAACGCUGAAGGUUCCACCAGCCAGGCCCCCGGGAAGCCCGAGGGGGCUCAAGCCAAAACUGCUCAGUCUGGGGCCCUCCGUGAUGUAUCAGAGGAGCUGAGCCGCCAGCUAGAAGACAUCUUGAGUACUUACUGUGUGGACAACAAUCAGGGGGGCCCAGGUGAGGAUGGGGCACAGGGCGAGCCUCCUGAACUUGAAGAUGCAGAGAAGUCUCGGAACUAUGCUACAAGGAACGGGGAGCCUGAGCUAGGGACCCCCAUGGUCAAUGGUGAGAAGGAGACCUCCAAGGGGGAGCCAGGCACAGAGGAGAUCCGGGCACGUUAUGGGGGCGGAGACCGAGACCACCGGAGACCACAGGAAAAGAAGAAAGCCAAGGGACUGGGGAAGGAGAUCACACUGCUGAUGCAGACACUGAAUACGCUCAGUACCCCAGAGGAGAAGCUGGCCGCGCUGUGCAAGAAGUAUGCUGAACUGCUGGAGGAGCACAGGAACUCUCAGAAGCAGAUGAAGCUCCUGCAGAAGAAACAGACCCAGCUGAUGCAGGAGAAGGACCACCUACGGGGUGAGCACAGCAAGGCCAUCCUGGCCCGAAGCAAGCUCGAGAGCCUGUGCCGAGAGCUGCAGCGACACAACCGCUCCCUCAAGGAAGAAGGUGUCCAGAGAGCUCGAGAGGAAGAAGAGAAGCGCAAGGAGGUGACCUCACACUUCCAGGUGACGCUGAAUGACAUUCAGCUACAGAUGGAACAGCAUAACGAACGCAACUCCAAGCUGCGCCAGGAGAACAUGGAGCUGGCCGAGAGACUAAAGAAGCUCAUUGAGCAGUAUGAGCUGCGUGAGGAGCAUAUUGACAAAGUCUUCAAGCACAAGGACCUGCAGCAGCAGCUGGUGGACGCCAAGCUCCAGCAGGCCCAGGAGAUGCUGAAGGAGGCUGAGGAGAGACACCAGCGGGAAAAGGACUUUCUCCUCAAGGAGGCAGUGGAGUCGCAGAGGAUGUGUGAAUUGAUGAAGCAGCAAGAGACCCACCUGAAGCAGCAGCUUGCCCUAUAUACAGAGAAGUUUGAAGAGUUCCAGAACACUCUUUCCAAAAGCAGUGAGGUGUUCACCACGUUCAAACAGGAGAUGGAAAAGAUGACUAAGAAGAUCAAGAAGCUGGAAAAAGAAACCACCAUGUACCGGUCCCGGUGGGAAAGCAGCAACAAGGCCCUGCUGGAGAUGGCUGAAGAGAAAACACUCAGGGACAAGGAGCUGGAGGGCCUGCAGGUGAAAAUCCAGCGCCUGGAGAAGUUGUGCCGAGCGUUACAGACAGAGCGUAACGAUCUGAACAAGAGGGUACAGGACCUGAGUGCAGGUGGCCAGGGCUCCCUCAGUGACAGCGGCCCUGAACGAAGGCCAGAUGCUCCCACUGCCUCCAACGAACAGGGUGGUGAGGGGCUCAUGGCCCCAGUACCCAACUCUCCAAGGGCCACAGAAGCUGCCUGCUGUCCUGUUGCACUGAGCACAGAAGUCACGGGCCAGACAGGGCCUUGGGAGCCCAGCCCCACCACCGCAUAG
Chrysochloris asiatica (Cape golden mole) is the source of this 1710-nucleotide messenger RNA. It is a transcript of the gene TXLNA, whose product is annotated as taxilin alpha. Gene Ontology annotation, molecular function: syntaxin binding. Lineage: Eukaryota; Metazoa; Chordata; Mammalia; Afrosoricida; Chrysochloridae. The transcript is spliced from 10 exons. Bases 25 to 1710 code for a protein of 561 amino acids. The record is from RefSeq and is a predicted model, not a curated record.